GGAUGAGACCUACCUGUAGGUCCACGAUGCGUAUACGUAACAGUUAAAUUGUUCUUGUUUGCUGUUCGGCAAAUGAUUGAAACAAAAUAUUUGAAUUUCCCGCGAAGUAUUACUUCCGGUCAAAUGACCUUGAAAAUGGCUGAUCCAAAGUUUGAGUCGUUGAUUGUUGCAGUUGAUCAAGGUACCAGUAGCACGCGAGUUCUGAUAUUUUCUAGCAAGACUGCUGAGUUAAUUACCUACCAUCAGACUGAGAUAAGCCAGAAGUUCCCAAAAGAAGGCUGGUGUGAAGAAGAUCCCAAAGAGAUACUGUCCUCAGUGUAUGUUUGUAUUGAUAAAGCUGUGCAGAAUCUGAAGGCUUUAGGCAUUGCAUCAUCAAACAUUAAAGCUAUAGGUAUCACAAACCAAAGAGAGACAACCAUUGUAUGGGACAAGAUUACAGGAGAACCACUUUACAAUGCAAUAGUUUGGUUAGAUGGGAGAACUGCAACUACAGUGGACUCUCUAGUUAGUAAAACCCCUAAACAGACCAAGGAACACUUGCAACCUAAAUGUGGUCUGCCUAUUUCCACUUACUUCAGUGCUGUGAAGUUGCGUUGGUUACUUGACAAUGAAACAGCUGUACAGACAGCAUUGCAAGAUGGUCGCCUCAUGUUUGGAACAGUUGACACCUGGCUAUUGUGGAAUAUGACAGGAGGUCUGAAUGGAGGUGUAUACAUUACAGAUGUAACAAAUGCUAGUCGCACCAUGCUCAUGAAUGUACAUUCUCUAAAGUGGGAUUCAGAUCUUUGCAAAUUCUUUGAUGUCCCCAUGUCAAUACUACCUGAGAUUAGAAGCUCUUCUGAGAUCUACGGUUGUCUCUCUGAGGGUCCAUUGAAAGGGCUUCCCAUAUCUGGAAUUCUAGGAGACCAGCAGGCAGCUCUUGUGGGUCAGGCAUGCUUUAAAAGAGGUCAGGUGAAGAACACAUAUGGUACAGGUUGCUUUAUGCUCUACAACACAGGCUCUGAGGCAGUCAUGUCUGAGCAUGGCCUACUUACCACUGUUGCUUAUAAACUGGGCAAAGAUGCUCCAGUCUGCUAUGCUUUAGAAGGGUCUGUGGCUAUUGCAGGGGCAGCUGUUCGAUGGUUGAGAGACAACCUUGGCAUUAUAGAGAAAUCUUCUGAUAUAGAGAAACUAGCCAGUACUGUGGAGAGCCCCCAUGGCUGUUACUUUGUACCAGCAUUCUCAGGUCUUUUCUGUCCCUACUGGCAACCUGAUGCAAGAGGGACAAUAUGUGGUUUAACACAGUUCACUAACAAAGCUCACAUUGCCAGAGCAUGUCUUGAAGCAGUCUGCUUUCAAUCCAGAGAGCUGUUAGAUGCUAUGAACCAGGACAGUGGCAUUCCAAUAUCUUCCAUUCAGGUGGAUGGAGGGAUGACAGAGAAUACACUCUUGAUGCAAUUACAAGCUGAUCUGGCAGGGAUACCAGUUGUGAGGCCUUCUAUGCCAGAGACGACAGCUCUUGGUGCAGCUAUGGCAGCUGGAAAUGCUGAAGUGAGGCAUUCUAUGCCAGAGACGACAGCUAUUGGGGCAGCUAUGGCAGCUGGAACUGCUGAAGUGAGGCCCUCUAUGCCAGAGACGACAGCUCUUGGGGCAGCUAUGGCGGCUGGAAAUGCUGAAGGUGUUGCAGUCUGGAGUCUCAAAUCUGAAGAUUUAACAAAAAUCACAACUGACACAUUUAGUCCUAGCAUCACUGAUGAUGGCCGUGACGCAAGGUUUGCACAAUGGAAGAAAGCAGUUGGAAAAGCAAUGCACUGGGAGACCAAGGAUGUACCAGGUGGAUCCAUAAAUAUGUACAGGACUAUACCUGGAGGACUUUAUGUUCUGUUUAGCGUAGGACUCUUAAUCCUUGCUGAAACUCUCAGGUGACACAGGCAACUAAUGGAACCAAAUGGAAUUUAUCUCAAAUUAAUGCGAGAUGCAGCUUUGAUUAUCGCAAUAUGAUAUGGAGAUCCCGUGUCUUGAGUCAAGGAGGACUAUUUACUUAUCCUGCAAAUAACUAGCAUGAUCCAAGUAAACUACUGUCGUACACUGGACUUCCGUAUACUGAACUUUUUUUUAUUUUGGUAUGAUGAUCUAAGAGACUAUGAUUUGUGUACAUGCUACAUGGUCUUCAGCAUAGCCUCAUAUCAGAGAAUAUGACCAAUUAAGUGUCUUAUUGAGAUUAUGGGAGGGUAUCUCAGAAUGAACCAUUUUGCAGUUAGGUGUAUUUUAACCUCAAAUAUUUGUAGAAAUAGUAUAUACAGAAAAGUAGAGAAGUAGUAUAUACAGAAAACAUUCAUUUUUAUGAUGUGUGUAUCAUUUUUUCUUAUAAUCAUAAAUUUUUCAUAUUUUAUUCUGCAUUUUGUAAACAUACUUAUAAUGUCUUAUACAUGUAUAUUGUAUUUUAUCAUAUUACUUUCAAAUUAUUAAGACAUUUUAUUUUAUUAUAAGUUGAAAACCAAUGAGGCCAAAUUAUAUGUGUAUGUAAUUGUAGUAGUGUUAAUGUACAGUGAUUGUAUGAUUGAUGGUGUUAAAAUACAGUAAAACCAGUGCAAUUGGAACACCUUUGGUACCUCAAAAAGUGUUCCACUUGGGAGGU
Molecule: messenger RNA, 2617 nt
Organism: Owenia fusiformis
Lineage: Eukaryota; Metazoa; Annelida; Polychaeta; Sabellida; Oweniidae
Source: the annotation of a GenBank genome assembly